AUGAUGGAUUUAAACAGCAAAGACAAGUCGCCCGGCGCCGCUUUUCUCACGACGCACAAGAGCAACAUUGCGCUAUGGUCGGGCUUUGUGGUCGUGGUGUUUUUUUGCUACCAUUUGUUCAGUGACGGGGACUUUUCGUUCUUAAUGACUAUGGGCGCCUGUGUGCGUGCAUUUGGCUUUGCCUUCCUGAUCUUCAAGGCGUUCUCCCAGCGCUCAGUAGCUGGCCUGUCACUCAAGACACUGGAGCUCUAUGCCUUUGUGUUCUUCUUCCGCCUCAGCUCCAUCCUGCGGUACCAAGGGUACCUCCCUUAUGACCGAAGCGGGGACUGGCUCUACUCGUUCCUGGAGAUAGUGGCCCUAUCGCUCUGCUGCGGGGUGAUCUACCUCGUAACCGUGCGCUAUAACUCGACGUACGAGCUGCGCUACGACACGUUUGGAUGGCUGCAUCUGCCGUCGGAGCUUGGAGCACUCUACAUCCUUUUGCCCUGCGUGCUGUUUGGCAUGCUCAUUCACCCAAACUUGAACCGCAAUUGGUUAUCGGAUGUUUCGUGGACCAUCGCACUGUACAUUGAGGCCGUAGCGAUCCUGCCGCAGCUGUUUAUGUUCCAGAAACGGGGCGGAGGUGCGGUCGAGUCCUGUAUCUCGCACUUUGUCUACGCACUGGCUUUCGGUAGCUUCUUGCAUCUCGUGUUCUGGUUCUCGUCGCACCAUGAACUUGGCGAAAAGGACGCGGGCCAGCACGUUGGCUACACGGUGAUUUUCGUCCAGAUCGGCCACAUGCUGAUGAUGGCGGAUUUUCUAUACUACUACUUCAAGAGCAUGAAAGAAGGGGGUCCAAUGAUGCUACCUACGCACGGCGCUUACCAGGUGUAA
Messenger RNA from Peronospora matthiolae, 873 nucleotides. The record is from the annotation of a GenBank genome assembly. NCBI's taxonomy places the organism in Eukaryota, Oomycota, Peronosporomycetes, Peronosporales, Peronosporaceae.